AUGGCAUCUGCAUCCGACGACACCUUCAAGCCGAUGGUUCUCGAUUUUGACCGCCAAUGGUGGCGGGAGAUCAUCAUCUACGAGAUCUAUGUGCAGUCGUUCCAAGACAGCAACGGUGACGGAAUCGGUGAUCUCCGCGGCAUCAUCCAGCGACUCGACUACGUCAAGAGUCUCGGUGCUGAUAUGAUCUGGUUGACACCGAUCUAUGUAUCGCCUCUCGAGGACCAAGGGUAUGAUAUCGCGAAUUACAAGGAACUGAACCCGAUGUACGGGACGAUGAAGGAUUGGGAGGACUUGUGCGCUGAGGUGCACAGGAGGGGAAUGAAGAUGAUGAUGGAUAUGGUGUUUAACCAUACCAGUUCCCAGCAUGAAUGGUUUCUCGAGUCGAAAAAGAACAAGUCCAAUCCCAAACGAGACUGGUACUUUUGGCGCAAGGGACGCACUGGCAAGAACGGGGAGCGUUUGCCUCCGAACAACUGGGAGAGCAUGUUUGGAGGCCCGGGAUGGAAGUAUGAUGAGUCCACCGACGAGUGGUACAUGCAUCUGUUCUCGUCAUCGCAGCCAGACCUCAACUGGGACAACCCCGACGUCCGGAACGCGGUAUACGACGUGAUCGACUUCUGGGGCAAGAAGGGCACGGAUGGAUUCCGAUUCGAUGUCAUCAACCUGGUCUCCAAGACGCCAGGUCUCCCAGACGCGCCGAUCAAAUUCCCUAACAAGUUCGAGCAACCCGCAACGGAGAUGUACACGAAUGGCCCGAAUAUCCACAAAUACAUGCACGAAAUGAACCGCAAGGUUCUUUGUAAAUACAGCAACUGCACAGUUGGCGAGAUGCCCUGCGGCGUGAACGAGUACGAGGCCAGUGAAUACGUAGCCAAAGAACGCCAGGAGCUCUCGAUGGUCUUCCAAUUCGACCACAUGAACCUGGACGGCGCCAACGGCGACAAGUGGCAGCCUCGUAAAUGGGAGCUGUGGGAGUAUGAGCGUGUGAUGCGUGUUUGGCAGCAGCAUAUGCUCGGAAAUCACGGUUGGAGCUCCUUGUACAUGGAGAACCACGACCAGGCGCGCGCAGUGUCCCGCUUCGGCAACCCAGACGUGCGCUUCCGCGCCGUGUCGACGAAGAUGCUCGCCACCGUGCUGUUUGCGCUCCGCGGAACUGUAUUCCUGUAUCAGGGCCAGGAGCUCGGCACGCCGCACCCACAGAACUGGAAGAUCGAGGACUAUCCCGACGUCGAGACGCAAGAAUGGUACAAAGCUCAAUACAAACUGCGCAAAGAGAAAGAGCCCAACAAGGAACCGGACAUGAAGGACGCUAUGGAUGUCAUCCGUCUGAAAAGCCGCGAUAAUGCACGCACCCCGAUGCCGUGGGACAACUCGACGAACGGUGCUUUCACCACGGCGGCCAAGCCGUGGAUCAGGAUGAACGAUGAGUACCCCGAGAUCAACGUGCAGUCACAGGAGCAGGAUCCGGACUCAGUGUUGAACUACUUCAAGAAGCUGAUUCAUAUCCGCAAGCAGCACCCGCUGAUGUUCUACGGAGCCUACGUCCCGGUGAAUCCCACGGACCCCAGAGUCUUCUCGUUCCUGCGGUGCCAGGGCCCGUGGCGCACGCUCGUCUUCUGUAACUGGACAACGGAAAACACCGAGUUUGAUAUCCCGGGGGAAAUUGACGUCGACCUGGCCGUCAUGCUAAUUGCCAAUUAUAAGGUUGGAGAUGACCCGCUGAAGCAUAAGGUCAAGCUGCGGCCGUAUGAGGCGCGCAUUUACUCGCUUCGGAAUUAG
Penicillium lagena is the source of this 1782-nucleotide messenger RNA. RefSeq names its product alpha-glucosidase. Bases 1 to 1782 code for a protein of 593 amino acids. Lineage: Eukaryota; Fungi; Ascomycota; Eurotiomycetes; Eurotiales; Aspergillaceae. The transcript has 9 exons. Gene Ontology annotation, biological process: oligosaccharide catabolic process. Gene Ontology annotation, molecular function: alpha-amylase activity. The record is from RefSeq and is a predicted model, not a curated record.